AAGUGGAUGGAAGCCCUGGAAGGAAAUAACUGCAUGAGUUUUCCGUCAAUUUUACUGAAAAACUAUAUUCUAUUACUUAUUUGGUUAAUAUAAGAUUGUUUAUUGCUUUAGAAAAUAAAACAAGAUAAAUAUGUCUUACAAUUACGAAGAUCUCAGCAUUGGAGAAAUAAAAGACUUGAUGAGGCAAUGGCGGGAGAACAACGAGCGGCGCAGCGAGGACGUGAUGGAGUUCUGGGUCACCAUCAUGGACGACAUCAACAAGCUCGGCAAUGAGAAGUAUGUGAUCCUGGAGCAAGUGGUGUUCGCGGCACUGGACACCCACACGUACAGCGUGUCCAAGCAGUGCAUCUCUAUGCUGAGGCAGGAGUUCCCGGGCAGCAUGCGGGUCAUGCGCUACAAGGCAGCGCAGCUAGAGGCAGAGGAGAGGUAUGAAGAAGCCCUGGAGCUGCUGGACGUGAUCAUCAAGGCGGACGAGACGAACGCGGCCGCGCGCAAGCGCAGAGUCGCCAUCCUCAAGGCGCAGGGACUUAUAGUCGAAGCCAUCAAGGAGCUGGUCGACUACCUGAAGAAGUUCAUGUCAGACGUUGAGGCGUGGCAGGAGCUAUGCGAGCUGUACCAGCAGACCGGCGAGUAUGCGCGGGCAGCCUUCUGCGCCGAGGAGCUGCUGCUGCACCAGCCGCACAGCCACCUGCACCUGCAGCGGCUCGCCGACAUCCGGUACACCAUGGGCGGCAUGGAGAACAUGGAGCUGGCCAAGACAUAUUACUGCCAGGCCGUGAAGCUCAACCCGGACAACAUGCGGGCGCUGCUCGGACUAUUUCUGACAACCAACAACUUACUGAAUUACUACAAGUCCUCGGGUAAUAGCAGCAAGCGGCAGGAGGUGCUCAAACUGUGCCAGUGGUCGCAGAGUGAAGCCGCCGCGCGGCAGCAGGAAGCUCUCGGCGCCGCGCCCGCGCCCGCGCCCCUCGCGCGCAUGCUCGCCGCGCUCGCCAUCGCGGACUAGUACGUGUUCCAUAUCACACACACACACACACACACACACACA
Messenger RNA from Cydia strobilella, 1048 nucleotides. Its product is annotated as ER membrane protein complex subunit 2-like. The record is from RefSeq and is a predicted model, not a curated record. Bases 131 to 1006 code for a protein of 291 amino acids. Gene Ontology annotation, biological process: protein folding in endoplasmic reticulum. Gene Ontology annotation, cellular component: EMC complex. NCBI's taxonomy places the organism in Eukaryota, Metazoa, Arthropoda, Insecta, Lepidoptera, Tortricidae. The transcript has 8 exons. Gene Ontology annotation, molecular function: protein binding.